AGCUUCUACAACGUCGCCAGGCGAAGUCUUUUCACAGGUUCGAAAAGGGGAAAAAGAGGAAAAGAGGGUGGAAAUGGAGAGCGGGAAGACGACGAAGCCGAGCGGAGGGAGGAAAGGGGCGACAAAGAGGAAGCCUGUAUCCAAGUCAGUGAAAGCGGGGCUUCAAUUCCCUGUUGGAAGGGUUGCUAGGUUCUUGAAGAAGGGCAGAUAUGCGCAGAGGCUCGGCACUGGUGCUCCUAUCUACUUGGCUGCCGUCCUUGAAUACUUGGCUGCCGAGGUUUUAGAGCUUGCGGGCAAUGCCGCACGUGAUAACAAGAAGACCCGUAUUAUUCCUCGACACCUUCUUUUGGCCGUGAGGAACGAUGAUGAGCUCGGGAAACUGUUGAAUGGUGUGACCAUUGCUCAUGGGGGCGUUCUGCCUAACAUCCACCAGGUCCUCUUGCCCAAGAAGACCGAAAAGGCUGCUGCUGAACCCAAGUCGCCAGGGAAAUCACCCAAGAAGGUGAAGUCCUAGGAUUCAGAUUUGGGCUUGUGGAGAGAGAUGUAUCAGUGAGAGCUCCAAAACUAAUUACUUAUGUAAAUAGAGCUUUGCUUUUCAUUAGAGGACUAUAUGGGUAUUACGAUAGAAAAGGGAGCUGGUAUUCAUGGUUUUUGUACGAUUGUAGAUCUGAAUUUCUAGUUGAAAUUAUUAAAGCUUUGUAUGAAUCUGAUCAAACGAGGUCUUCAUUUUUUGUU
Molecule: messenger RNA, 735 nt
Organism: Macadamia integrifolia
Lineage: Eukaryota; Viridiplantae; Streptophyta; Magnoliopsida; Proteales; Proteaceae
Product: histone H2A-like
Exons: 2
Coding region: 74-514 (146 amino acids)
Cellular component (GO): nucleosome
Molecular function (GO): protein heterodimerization activity; DNA binding; structural constituent of chromatin
Source: RefSeq, a predicted model, not a curated record